GGGGGAAAAGUGGCGCACUACAUUAGAAAUCUGCAAGAAAAGGUGAAGAAGAAGAAGGGACCAAUCAAAUGACCUCCGUGGAGUAGGGGGGCGUGGUCAUUCCUGCUCUGAGCGAGCGAGGACGGGAAGGGAAGGCAAGAUGGCGGCGAACGAACACAAGGACAACAGAGCUCCAAAUGCGGGAGGGAAAGGCGGCCAGCCUUUGGUCAUCGCUAGAACCCUCGCCGAAGCACAACGUCUAAAGUUGGACAGGCUCAUGCGGAACCCCGACAAACCCGCCCCCAUCCCCGACCGACACAAACAAUGGACCCCGCGGGCUCCCCCGGAGUUCGUCCGGGACGUGAUGGGCUCCAGCGCCGGCGCCGGCAGCGGCGAGUUCCACGUCUACCGCCACCUGCGGCGCCGGGAGUACCAAAGGCAAGACUUCUUGGACAAAAUGUCCUCCCGCUACAACAAAGAACAAGCUUAUCUGGACAAGGUGGAGCAGAACCGAACCGACGCCGAGGAGAGGACGGCCAAGCGGCGGAAGAAGCGCGAAAAACUCAAGCUGAAGAAGAUGAUGGCGAAGAAAGCCAAGCUGGACUCCAAAGGCGACCAAGAGGAGGCCAAGAGCAGCUCGUCGAGCAGCGAGGAGGAGGAGGAGGAGGAGAAAGAAGCCGAGGACGACGCCGAGGUUCCGAGCUUCAUCAUGGGGAAAAAGUAACACAUUGACGGGUGGAUAAAGUGUCUUGUCGGGGCGUCAUGGACAUCAACGCCUUUCAAGGUAGUGAGUGUGCCACACACUCACUGAGGCCUCAAUUACUCAUCACAAGGCUCCAAGUGAUCACAAGCAUCAGCAUUACAAUACAAGCAUAUUGUUUUUAAAAGGUAAGAUUUAUAUAUAAUGUAAAAAAACACUUUUUCACUCACUACAUUUCAACACUAAAAAAGUUCUAUAAUUUGACAAACGUCGAAAAAAAAAUCAAUGUUUGUCAAGUUGUAGAAUAGUUUUUAUUAUCACAUUUAAUUUUAUGCAGCGUCACUUAAAAUCAAGGUUGAAAACCUAUUUUUUAUGUCUUGGUUUUAUGUAAGAGACCCCCACCCACGUGUUUUAAAAAGUAAUAAUAAAUGUUUUUAAAAAAAAUGUUGGUCAGAAGACACAACAUUCAGUACAUUUUAUUCCAAAAAAUAUUGGAUUUACAGGUCAAAUUCAGACACUUAUAUAAUCUGACAGAUGGGUGAUCAUUAUGACACAGCACCACUGUGUCAAUGCAGCUAGUGAGUGUGCCACACACUCACUGAGGCCUCAAUUACUCAUCACAAGGCUCCAAGUGAUCACAAGCAUUAGCAUUACAAUACAAGCAUGUUGUUUUUAAAAGGUAACAUUUAUAUGUAAUGUAAAAAAACACUUUUUCACUCACUACAUUUCAACACCCAAAAAGUUGUAUAAUUUGACAAACGUCGAAAAAAAAUCAAUGUUUGUCAAGUUGUAGAAAUGUUUUUGAUAUCACUUUUAUUUUUAUGCAGCGUCACUUAAAAUCAAGGAUGAAAACCUAUUAUUUAUGUCUUGGUUUUAUGUAAGAUCCCCCACCCCCCUCUCGUGUUUUAAAAAGUAAUAAUAAAUGUUUGAAAAAAAAAUUGGGGUCAGAAGACACAACUUUCUGUACAUUUUAUUCCAAAAAUAAGUAUUUAUUUCAACUUCAAAUCCAAUUUGAAAAAAACGUGUAAUCAAAAAUAUUCCUUUAGACAGAAAAUUGUUAAUUAAUAUUGUUAUUAUUAUUUCUUUAGGAAAUACUUUUAAAUAAAUGCUAAAACCUCUUUUGGUCAGCAUUCACUGCAUUUACCUCAUAACACCACCAACAACAAAAAAUACUAUAAUUUGACAAAGUGUGUCGCUUAAUAAACUCAAAAUAAAAAAAUAAAAAUUGUUUUUACCGAAGUUGGAUUAUUAUAUACAACACAUGCAUGUUGUUAUUUUGCAUGUUCUGUAUCGCUGCAAUAAUUAUGACUAUUUCUUGGGGUAUAUGUUUCUUAUUUUUGAAUGCGUUAUUUAAUUUAAUUAAUAUGGUUAAUGUAGUCUGUUCUGUUAGAAUUAGGGGGGAAAACAACAUGUUUGGGGGUUUUAAAUCGGCAUGCUUUCAUUUUCGAAAAUGUAAACAACACCCAAGACUAGUCAGCUGCCGUGAGCGUCAAGAUGGAUUUUUAAGCAAUAAAGUGUGUUUGCAGCCUUGCGAUUGGGUCACUUGCACUUGUCCGUUGCUCGUGGCUUUAACAAGGUCUGCGAAAAGCAAAGCGGAAGAAUGAAAAGGCGUGACUUCUGGAGGCUCAGAAGCUUCACGUGCGAUCUUCUUCGGACAGGCGACUCCUGCCUCCCACGGCGGUGACGGCCUCGCUCUCUAGGCGCCACCUUUCUUGAGGCAGGUAGAGGAAAACCUUGGCACUGACACCGCUGAGGCAGGUAGAGACCUUCCUGUCUGGCACUGUUAACCAAGAAACAAUCUUUUCAGUUUUCUUCGGAAUAAAAAUCAGUUUUGCACAUUA
Messenger RNA from Nerophis ophidion (straightnose pipefish), 2520 nucleotides. RefSeq names its product PRKR-interacting protein 1 homolog. Gene Ontology annotation, molecular function: protein kinase inhibitor activity; double-stranded RNA binding; protein kinase binding. Lineage: Eukaryota; Metazoa; Chordata; Actinopteri; Syngnathiformes; Syngnathidae. Gene Ontology annotation, cellular component: nucleolus. The transcript has 2 exons. The record is from RefSeq and is a predicted model, not a curated record. The coding region runs from base 140 to 703 and encodes 187 amino acids. Gene Ontology annotation, biological process: negative regulation of protein kinase activity.